AUGAAACGGGCGCAAUUAUUAUUUUGCUACUACAUGUUCUUGGAAGAUUUUUUUGAUUUCGUAAUUCUAUCUUUUUUCGAACAGAAGGUGGCAGCGAUGAUCGGAUUGAUGGGCUUAGCGUCAGGUGGCCAGUGUUUCUCGGUCGUUGAACUCACUUAUCUCAAUGCUGCAGAUGAACUUCCAAUUUAUGACUGGAUAAUUUCGGCUCUGCAAAUUGUUUAUAAUGCGAAUUUUUUGCCCCUCAUCCCUCGGAUCCCUUGA
Messenger RNA from Gongylonema pulchrum, 261 nucleotides. The record is from the annotation of a GenBank genome assembly. NCBI's taxonomy places the organism in Eukaryota, Metazoa, Nematoda, Chromadorea, Rhabditida, Gongylonematidae.